This is a messenger RNA of Emiliania huxleyi CCMP1516, 1549 nucleotides long. RefSeq lists its product as hypothetical. NCBI's taxonomy places the organism in Eukaryota, Haptophyta, Isochrysidales, Noelaerhabdaceae. The coding region runs from base 97 to 1452 and encodes 451 amino acids. The record is from RefSeq and is a predicted model, not a curated record. The transcript has 7 exons.
CGGCUGCCGCUGUGCUGCUGCGGGCAGCUGCACGUGACACCACACCCGCGCUUGUCCGCGGCGAGAAACAUUCCGACCCCGUUGUCUGGCAGCCACAUGCAGCCCGCUGAGGACAUCACCGCCGUUCUUGGCGUCACCGCCCUGUGCGCUUUCCUGUUUCUCUACGAGGCGGCGCCUUGGAAGAAGGCGGCGGCCAACGCCGGUCGGACAGUGGAAGCGCCGCCACCGCUGCCGCCUCACAGCCCGACGCCACCGCCGGGGUCAACGCCAUCGGAGCCGGACGGGACGGAGCGCAUGUCGGAGAUGUUUACUUCCGGAAAGGACUGGGACCCCUUCACGCCGGCGGAGCUCGCCGUGCUCGCAAAAGUGCAUGAGCGGCUCGGCCCCGCCCUCGCCGACGUGCCGGUCGAUUUGCUCGCGCAGUUUGUCCGGUCCGCGCCGCACACCGCGUCGGGCGAACCGUGCGUGGGCGAGCGGCUCGAGGCGGCGCUCGCGUGGCGCGCGCGAGAGGGUGUCGACCAGCUCGUGCAGGCGCCGCCGGUCGGGAGGGACGAGUUCGAGUGGCUAAUGCCCGCGGGCUGCGUCGGCCACGACCGCGAAGGGCGACCCGUGAUCCUCGAGCGGCCAGGCCGAGACCGGCAGGCUGUGCUGGCGGCGCUGGCGGCGAUGAGCGCCGAAGAGUUUGUGCGGCAGCAGGUGUGCUCCAAGGAGUGCAUACGCCACUUCCUCGGCGCCGCCAGCCGGAGGCGCGGGCGGCGCAUCUCCAAGUUUGUGUCUGUGAUUGACGCGGGCGGGAUCGGGCGGCACCACUUCGACCGGCGCAACGUCGCAUUCUUCAAGGCCUUCGCCGAGGUGUCCUCGGCAAACUACCCGGACUGCCUCGAGCGCUUGUUCGUCGUGCGCGCCCCGUACCUGAUGACUGCCCUCUGGGCGCUCCUGCGGCCGCUCCUCCACCCCGUCACCGCGGCCAAGGUGAGCAUCCUCGGCGGCGACUACGCGGCGGCGCUCGAGGCGGACGGCGUCAGCCUGCCGUCGGGCAAGCUGCCCGAGAGCGACGAGCUCGAGGGGUGGGUUGCGUCGACGCGCCGCCUGCUGGCCGCCGCACGAGCAGAGGCAGGGGAGUCGCCUUCCCUCGCGGAGGGGGUGCUGCCGCCCGCAGACGCACGCGCGAUCCGGCAGCUGCUCGCCGCUCCUCGCGCAACGCCCGCCGCGAGGAGGCCUUCGCCGCGAGAGCGCGCACCGCCGGCGGAGGUGGCGAAGGGCGAGGGCGCGCCGCCGGACUCGCUCUGUCGAAAAGAGGAGCAGGAGGCUCGGCUUGCGCCGGCGUCCGUCCUCGUGGGCCCCGUGCAUGCAACCGUCGACUCGGCUGCAGCGUGGCUGGCGGCAUUGGCGGCGCGGCUGGCGAUCUGCGUUGAGGGCGGAGGGAGCCAGCGCAGCCCCGUGCCGGCUUGACGCACGUGCAUGUGUCAAAGUGCCCCGUUCGCAUGUUGAGAGCGGUGUGUGUGCGGAUUUGAGCGACACGUACCUUAGUCCUUACAGAAUCCGCGAC